Messenger RNA from Prosopis cineraria, 6254 nucleotides. Its product is annotated as probable disease resistance protein At4g27220. The transcript is spliced from 5 exons. Bases 239 to 5119 code for a protein of 1626 amino acids. The record is from RefSeq and is a predicted model, not a curated record. Lineage: Eukaryota; Viridiplantae; Streptophyta; Magnoliopsida; Fabales; Fabaceae. Gene Ontology annotation, molecular function: ADP binding.
GAUCGCAAUUAUUGUCCUACUCCUUCUCUCAUUCAUCAUCCUCUCCAUUCUCUUUCCAUCGUCUGGCUGAGUUCCAUUUUCAAUUUUCAAGACCUUUACGCUAUUCCUGCUAUCUAUACAUUUCCCUUCCAAAAUUGUUCAUCUGGGUUUUUCUCACAGCCUUCAAACUGCCACAUCGGAGACAGUUCAGAUCUUGGAUUCAUCAGUUGUUCCGACUUCGCUGGCUGUGCUGGCUCAAAUGGCAGAGAUUGUAAUAUCAGUUAUUGCCAAAGUUGCUGAAUAUUUGGUAGAUCCAGUGGCACGUCAAGGGAAAUAUUUGUUCUGUGCUGGCAAAAUCACUGAAACUCUUGAAACAGAGAAGCAAAAGCUUGAAUCAGCUCAAUGUAAAGUGCAGAAUCGUCGCCAAGAAGCAAUGAUUAAAGCUGAAAGAAUUGAUGACGCCGUUGAGAAUUGGCUAGGCGAAGUGAAAAUUCAUAUUGAUGAGGUGCAAAAAUUGGAACAGCAAAUGAAAGAAAACAACAAUUGCUUUCAUGGGAGGUGUACUAGUUAUUGGAAGAGAUAUUGUUUGGGCAAACAGAUGGCAAAGAAGAUAGAAAACACAAAAAAACUUGUUGAAAGGAAUAAUUUUGAUCCCUUUUCUGUCCCUGGGGAAAUUCCAGAUAUAGAGUAUUUUUCUUCUGGAAAUUUUGUGUAUUUCCAAUCUACGAAGUUGGCUUCAGAUGAACUUUUGGCAGCUCUCCAAGAUGACGGUACCCACAUGAUUGGAUUGUAUGGAAUGGGAGGCUCCGGCAAAACAACCUUGAUUAAAGAAGUUGGCAAAGAGGUCAAAAAAUCAAAGCUCUUUGAUCGAGUCAUACUUGCAACCAUCUCCCAAAAUCCAGAUAAUAAAAGGAUUCAAGAUGAAAUUGCAGACAUGCUAGAUUUGGAAUUGAAAGAACAAAGUGAAGCUGGAAGAGCAAGACGUUUGUCAGUGAGAUUGAGUAGUGGGGAAAGGAUACUCAUGAUAUUAGAUGAUAUGUGGGCUAAGAUUGAUUUGAAGGAUAUUGGUAUUCCUUUUGAAGAUUAUCAUGUGGGCUGCAAGGUCCUUCUUACUACUCGACGUCAACGCGUCUGCACUUUGAUGGAUUGUGAGAGGAAGAUUCCAUUGCAUCUCUUAUCUAAAGAGGAAUCUUGGACAUUGUUCCAAAAGCAUGCUCGUAUUGUGGACAAAUCAUUACACGAUGUGGCACAAGAAAUUGUUGGGGAAUGCAAAGGGCUUCCUAUUGCAAUUCAAGCUGUAGGAGCCUCUUUGAGAGGAAAAUCUAUAGAAGAAUGGAAUGAAGCACUAGGAAAAUUGAGGUAUUCAAAACCAAUUGAGGAGGAACCAGGUGUUAGAGAUGCUUUUUCUUGUCUUAAGUUGAGCUAUGAUUAUUUGAGAAGCGAUGAAUCCAAGUCACUCUUUUUGAUGUGCUCUAUGUAUCCAGAAGAUUCAGAUAUCUCUGUUGAAGAUUUGUUUAGAAUAGCAAUUGGUGUGGGCAUGUGUGAAGAAUUGGGUUCACUUGAAGAGGUGAGAAACAAAGUGAGUGCAGGUAUAAAUAAUCUUGUAGAUUCUUGUUUGCUAAUGUGGUCUGAGAGAAAGAAAGAUCAGUUGAGAAUGCAUGACACAAUUCGAGAUGUAGCAUUGUGGAUAUCAUCCCAAGAAAAUCGCACUAUUCUAGUGAACCUUGAGAAGGAUAUGAAGGUGGCAAGAAAUGAGUCGAUAAAAGAUUGUUAUGCAUUCACUUCUUGGUGCAAUCAAACAUCUCAAUUUCCGCAAAGAUUAGAUGCUCCAAAACUUGAGAUUUUGCUCUUUAACAACGUAGGUGCAUGUGAAUUAUCAGAAGCAAAUUUUAGAGGUAUGGCAGCACUCAAGGUAAUGCAAAUCAAUGCUGGAUAUGAUGAAGUAGUGGACUUGUCAUCACUAUCAUACUCUAUGAAUUUGCUAACUAAUCUACAAACUCUGCGCUUGCAAGGUUGUCAAUUAGGUGAUGAUUUGUCAUGGGUGUUAGGCCUCAAAAGACUUGAAGUUCUUGACUUGAAAGGAAGUUCGUUUAAGGAACUUCCACAAGGAUUAGAAGAGUUGAGAAAAUUGAAGAUGCUGGUUUUGUCUUCGAUCAAAGAGCAAAGUUUUAAGAUAGUAGAGAGAUGCACACACCUGGAAGAGUUAUAUGCUUCAAAAAUCCGACUGAGUAGAACAACUUUAAAACUUGGUGGAUGUUAUUCCAAAAAUGCCUCUUUUCCCAUAUUACAGAGAUAUGAACUUAACAUUGGGGACUACCCUACAUUUAAUGGAGGACAUUAUGCUACUUUAAUGGGUUGUCACUCUAAGGUUUUGUUCUUGGGGGAAUUAAAAAUAUUUGCUUUAAGUCCAUUUAUUAAGGAUCUUUUACAACGAGCUGAAGCUGUUUUUUUAUAUAGACUUGAUGGAGGUUUCAAAAAUAUUGUACCAGACAUCGUUCAGGGUGUAGGAAGGAUGGAUGAGUUGACUAGCUUGUGGCUUCAUUCUUUUUCAAAUUUAGAAUGCGUUGUUGAUGCAAAUUCUCAUAAUGUUGAUUUGUUUCAAGCAGAAACUCUGUUUACAAAGCUAAUCAAGUUAAGGUUGGAGUCGUUAAGCAAUUUGAAAGAAGUUUGGUGCGGUCCACCUUUGCUUUUCUUCUUUGAGAAAUUGCAAGAACUACAUGUUUCUCGUUGUCCUAUGUUGACAUCACUCUUCCCAAAGCGUGUCGCCAGAGCUGUGCUGUCGUUACAGAAGCUAACUGUAGAAAGUUGUGAUGAAUUGAAGAACAUAAUAGACGAGGAUGGUGAUGGUACCAGCAAUGAAAUAAUUUCAGCUUCAAACAAUUCACAUUCGGUGUUCUCACAAUUGAAAAGUCUGACCAUCCUUGAUUGUCAUAAGUUAGAAUAUGUGUUCCCAAACUCUUGUGCUCAAGGCCUUGUGCAGUUGGAGGAGGUGCGUAUUGAGGGGGCUUCUCAACUAAAAUAUGCUUUUGGCCAAUAUAAAGAUGAACAUCAAGAGUUUCAGAUGGAGCUUCCUAUUUUGAAAUCACUCAAACUUCAUGGCUUGAAAAAUUUGCUUAGCAUUUUCCCAAAAAACUAUCAUUCAAGUUGCCCAUGUUUGAGAAAAUUGCACUGGGUGGAAUGUCCAAAAUUCAGAGCUUCAUGUGUUAACAUUAUGGUUGGUUCAAAUAUAAAUAUGGACUACCAGUUAUACAACAAGGUUUCAGCUCCACUAUCGCUUUUGAAGUUGGGGAAACUUGAGGUUAGGGGUUGUAGCGUGGAAGACAUUCUAUUUCCACUUGAAAGGGAUGUUUUUACUGAAAUGAAUUCCCAAAACAACUUGAUCUCACCCUUAGGCACUCUAAGAUUGGAUAAUAUGCCAGAGCUAAAGUUUGUUUGGAGUGGUCCAAUGGGAACAGUGAGCCUCCAAAAUCUUAGAGUAUUUAAAGUGAGGCGGUGCAACAAUUUGAAGAUAAUUUUCUCCCCUGUAAUUCUUAGAAGUGUACAAGUAUUGGAAUAUCUUGAAAUAUCAGAUUGCAAUGAAUUGGAGGAAAUAAUGAGUUGUACAGAGGUAGGAGAGCAAGUAUUGUUUCCAAAUCUGAGAUUGCUUCAAGUUUUGAGAUGUAGCAAGCUUAAAUGCUUAUUUUCAAUAGCCAUAGAUUGGAACAAUCAUUCAGAGAAUGUGUUACCCAACUUGAAAUUCUUAACUUUGGAACAAGUGCCAAGUCUUCAGGAUUUUUGCCACGGGUUAUCCUUUUCCAACAAUCGCCUUUUCCAGCUGUUGGGUUCAAAACUAGAAGGCCUGUGGUUAGGAAGUGAGCCAGAGCUGUGGGUGACGUGGAGAGCUCCUUCACAGAUUUCGAACUUUGUCCAUCUUCAAAACCUUAUACUGAGUGAAUGUAAGGAAUUGAAAUAUGUAUUUGGUGAGGGCUUCCACGGAAGAACCCUACCAAUGUUACAAUAUCUUACGAUAAUCAAGUGUGAGGAGUUGGAGGAAAUUCUGAGAGAGGAUAACGAAUUCCAAACAUGCUUUCCUAAAUUGGAGGACCUCAGAGUUGAGCAUUGCAACAAGCUCAAGUGUCUUUUCUCAAGCUCCUCUCUCACUCCAUUGCUUCCCCAUUUAGAGAGAAUAGACAUAUCUGAAUGUGCAAAGUUAGAGGAGCUUUUUGGGCGCUGCAGUGAAGCCAGCAGUAACAAUGUCAAUGAAAUCGCGCUUCCAAACUUGACAUCCAUACGACUAGAGAAAUUGCCGAGUCUUGAUGUCUGCAAUGGGUUCAAGUUAUACGCUGUGAACCUUACACAUAUUAGCGUGCGAGAAUGCCCAAAAUUUUCUUCAAUCAUAGGGGCAACUGUGAGCAUUUACACUCGAAUAAAGGGAAAGGAUGCAGAGCCUCGUGGGAACAACGGCAGUCAAGUGCUUGAUCAACUCCCAUAUUUCUUCCCAGUAUAUUUGACUUUAGAGAAAUUAGAGCUACAACAAUUAAGUGAGCUAAGCUUCAUAUGCAGCGCUUUCAUUACUCCCUCCCAAAAUUUGAGCUUCCAAUAUCUUGGAUCUUUAACAGUGCAUGGAUGUGGAAAGCUGAAAUGCAUCUUCUCCUCCCCUAUUUGCGGAAGCCUUCAACAGCUGACAGUGUUGGUCAUUAGAGAAUGUGAGGAAGUAGAGGAAAUCAUGCAAGAGGUGGAAGAAGCUCAGCAUGUAUCCCACAUUUCUUUUCCAAAAUUGCGGAGGAUAACAGUGGAGGGGUGCAACAAGUUGAAAUGCCUUUUCAGGACCCCUACAGUUGCAAUGCUUCUUCCAGAACUAUGUCGCAUAGAGGUAUCAAAUGCUGCGCAAAUGGAGGAGCUCUUUUCGCAUAACUAUAAUAGUGAUGAAGCCCCUGUCACUUCACAACAUAUUGUGUUUUCAAAUCUCUACUCCUUGAAACUUUCAAAAUUGCCAAGCCUCGCUCACUUCUGCAAAGGAUUCAACUUAAGUGCUCCAUAUCUUUAUGAUGUCCAGAUAAAUGAAUGCCCAAAAUUUGACUUUUCCUUUGAGGAAUCCACUUUCACAGAAAGCACAGGUAUAUAUUUAUCAUGCUCCCACCAUUUCCUUAUUCCUUUCUAAUCACUGUUAGUCUAUUACUGCAUGUAUACGUAAAUAGAUCAUGUAAAUAGAUCAUGUGUUAAAAAAUUACGAAUGGAUCAAAUAUUACAAAAAAUGCGCGUAGCAAAUGUUUGGUUACCUCUCACUACGUAGAGUUACUUGUUAAUUUUAUUUAGUUGUCUUGACAUCAGUUUUCCUGUUUCCAAAACUUACUUCAACAAGUUUAUAAUUAACUUCAAAAUUUUAAUAAUUGUAAUUCACUUUAAGAAAAUAGAAAGGCAUCAUUUCUAUUUUUAACAGAAAUUUAUCCUAUAUGCUCAAAAACAGUUUUUCUUUCGAUGCUGCUGACAAAUAUCAUUAAUUUAACACAAGAUAAAAAUAGAACAUGUGAAUUCCAUGGAAAGAUCCCCAUUGUUAAAAGAAUAAGGAUUGUUAUGUUCCCUCCAAAAUUAUACUCCCUCCGAUUAAAAAUAUAAGACAUUUUUUGAGAAGUUAGAUGUUAAAAAACGUAAGACUUUUUUUAUUUUUUGAGGUGUAAUCAUUACCUUUUUUUCAAAAGUGCCCCUAUUAAUAAUGAGUCUAUAUUUAUUGUAGGGUGUUUAAUAGAGAUAAAUAUAAAAAGAUAGGAUUAGUUGAAAGUAGGUAAUUACUUCAUUGAAGGGUGAGAUUCGGUUAAAAAUGCAUUAUAAUUUUGAACAUGGAGUAUAUGCUUGAGAUCAAUCAAAAUUCUGAUUUGAAAAGGUUCAGUUCAGAGCAUGCAGUAACUUCAAAGUUUCCUAGCUAAAAUGGUUGUGAUGAUCUGCUUUAUUUGAUUUGUUAAAAACGAUGUGUACGUAAUGAAAACAUUCCAGCACCACGAAUCAUUUGACGGAGAGCAUAUGAUAAAGGAAAGAGCAGAUGGCAGAAGCGAAAAGAAAGCAGCAAUUAUCAUAUGCAUGGGGAUGUUACUAGUUAGAAAUUUGUGUUUUGCACUGUAAAAAAUCCGGGUGAUUUCAAAUUUUGAAGUUUUAAGCAAGGCCUGUAAAACAGUGUAUCUGGUAACCAAGUGGAAAAUUUGAGUGAUAUAGUGUAGAUGAAUUUGAAUGUGUGGAUCGUUGUUUUGGAUUGUAUUGACAGUGAUGAUACAACUUAUAUUCGUUGUCUUUUGAUAACGUAA